Molecule: messenger RNA, 1509 nt
Organism: Hemisphaericaspora subhashii
Lineage: Eukaryota; Fungi; Ascomycota; Pichiomycetes; Serinales; Debaryomycetaceae
Exons: 1
Coding region: 1-1509 (502 amino acids)
Molecular function (GO): protein binding
Source: RefSeq, a predicted model, not a curated record
AUGUUGCAAAAACUUCCAGUUGAAAUACUAGAUCUCAUAGUUGAAAAUAUUCAUCAUCAAGAUGUUUUGCAUUUAUCCCAAACCAACAAAACUUUAUAUCGAUGGCUACAUCCUAAAUUAUAUCAUGGAAAUGUUAUGGACAGAGCUCCAACCAGGUAUUCCAUAAUGGAACAAACCGAUAAUCUAAAUGAAAUAAUAAAGAUGAAUAAUGACAGACUUCAACCUGAAGGAGGAAGCCGAAUCCCUUUGGGUAGCAUAUCUUCCAUCUACGGAUUGAAAUUAUUCUUCAAGAAUUUGGUCGAAAACCCCGAAUAUUGCAAAUAUAUAAAAGGGUUGAUUUUUAAUGGGAACAGCCCCGAUGUCCCGGAUUUGGAAAUAUAUGGAUAUUUAAGACAGUGCAUACCUUUGAUGAGUGAGUUGAGAGUGUUUCAUUGGUAUAAACAAGGAAUGAAAUUACCUGGUGAUUUAUUUAGUGAGAAUCACCGGCUUGAGGAAUUACGUGGAUACUUUGACUUCAGUUGUAAUAAACACCUGCAGAACUUAUUGAGUUUAGAAUUAUGUGAUGUAAAUGAUUUAACGGAUUUGAAGAAUAUUUCGAUGGAUAGUUUGAAGAAAUUAUCUAUUGGAUCAAAGCAGAAAUCCAUCAACUUGUCGACAAUGCUUCAAGCAACCAGUAAACAGAUGAAAUUGAAGGAACUUGCUUUGAAAAACAUAGAUUUGUGUCAUGAUGAUGUAACUAGACUUUCACCCAUUACAGACUGGAAUAUGUUGCAAAGUUUAACAAUUGAUGAUUGUUCAGAUUCGAGAUUCGAUAUGAAUACUCAUUCAAUUAGCAAAUCUUUCUUACUGGGGUUGAAACCUUAUGUUCAACUGUUGAAACAGUUGAAUCUUGCUUUGAAUGAUUUCCAAGAUAGUCAUCAUUUGUUCCUGUUCCUCCAGGAUAUGACAUUGUCAAAAUUAAACAUUGAAGUUGAUCAUAAUGUUAAUCAUAACAUAAGUUUCUUCACCAGUACGUUGUUAUCAUGCUUGAAUCCUGAUGCCUUAACACAUUUGGAAUUCAAAGUUAGGUUUGGAAGAAGUAGUAGUAGUAGUAAAGACAAAAUGUUCGAUAUCUACUCACUUAAUAAAUUGAGGGAAUUCACCAAAUUGCAAUUUUUACAACUACCAAUCAUUGAAAGUGAUAUCACGAACUUACUAGCAUUCAUACCAAAGAAUGUUGAAUGUAUUUCGUUUAGCUGCAAAGAAGAUGAAUCAGAACAACAAUUUUCUUCUAUAAGUUCAUUAAUUCAUCCUGAAUAUUGGCAGCUUGCAACCAUAAAUGUAAUUCUGCGAGAUGAAAAAGAAAACUUUCCAGAAAUUAUUAACAAAUAUCAACAGAAAUUACCAAAAUUAAAAUGGGUAAAUUUCAAUAAAAACAAUAAUGAAUAUACUUAUGAAAUCAACAACAAAAGUUCAAUUUAUAGAGAAAGUUUGAGUUUUAAAACUAUAAUUAGAACUCUACAUCCAUAG